AUGGAUGUGAAGCACAUCAAAGAUUACCUGUCCUGGCUGUACUACCAGUAUCUGCUCAUAACCUGCAGCUAUGUCCUAGAACCCUGGGAAAAGUCCAUCUUCAACACCAUCUUACUGACGGCCAUCGCCAUGGUAAUAUACAGUUCCUACGUCUUCAUUCCCAUCCAUGUUCGUCUGGCUAUGGAAUUUUUCUCUGGGAUCUUUGGAGGGCAGCAUGAAAGUACUGUGGCCUUGAUGAGCUGA
Staurois parvus is the source of this 243-nucleotide messenger RNA. The record is from the annotation of a GenBank genome assembly. NCBI's taxonomy places the organism in Eukaryota, Metazoa, Chordata, Amphibia, Anura, Ranidae.